AUGUCGCAACAAAAUCAUUACCAAUUCAAUGUCGUCAUGUCAUGUUCUGGAUGUUCCAAUGCAAUCAAUAAAGUACUUUCUAGGCUUGAACCGGAUGUCUCCAAGAUUGAGACUUCACUUGACUCUCAAACUGUAGACGUUUACACAACUUUACCUUACGAGACUAUAUUGGAAAAGAUUCAGAAAACUGGUAAAGAGGUCAAGUCAGGUAAGCAAAUUUGA
Molecule: messenger RNA, 222 nt
Organism: Torulaspora delbrueckii
Lineage: Eukaryota; Fungi; Ascomycota; Saccharomycetes; Saccharomycetales; Saccharomycetaceae
Gene: ATX1
Product: copper metallochaperone ATX1
Exons: 1
Coding region: 1-222 (73 amino acids)
Biological process (GO): copper ion transport
Cellular component (GO): cytosol
Molecular function (GO): metal ion binding; copper chaperone activity
Source: RefSeq, a predicted model, not a curated record